Molecule: messenger RNA, 1953 nt
Organism: Gadus macrocephalus (Pacific cod)
Lineage: Eukaryota; Metazoa; Chordata; Actinopteri; Gadiformes; Gadidae
Gene: phf6
Product: PHD finger protein 6
Exons: 12
Coding region: 240-1331 (363 amino acids)
Cellular component (GO): nucleus
Source: RefSeq, a predicted model, not a curated record
CUUGAACGCUACGCAGCGGCGGUGAGACGGAACACAGCAGCGAUCACUUCUCAGCAGGCACGGAAAACAUCACGUUCACCCACAGCAGCACGCUUCUCCACCCAAUCCUCCACUCCAGCCCAACAAGAUUUCUCCCCAGGUAGCGGACAGAGGUGGCAGAGGUUCUGUGAUCAAAACCACAAACCUUCCUGCUGGACGUUAAACACCCUAACCAGCCUCAUAGACUGCCACAAAGAGCGAUGUCGGUACAGAGGAAAGGAGCCGCGGCCCAUCUGCCUAAAUGUGCCUUUUGCAGAACCAACCGUGAAAAGGAGUGUGGACAGCUACUGCUGUCAGACAACCAGAAGGUGGCAGCUCACCACAAGUGUAUGCUUUUCUCCUCAGCACUUGUUAGUUCACACUUAGAGAGUGAUAACCUUGGAGGAUUCUCCAUCGAAGAUGUGAAGAAAGAGAUCAAAAGAGGAAGCAAACUGAUGUGCUCCUCGUGUCAUCGACCCGGGGCAACAAUCGGCUGCGAUGUGAGGACAUGCCGGAGGACAUAUCAUUACUACUGCGCGCUGAAAGACCGCGCGCAGAUCAAAGAGAAUCCCUCGCAAGGGAUCUUUCUUGUUUAUUGUCGCAAACACAGAGAUGCCUCCCGGGAUGGUCCUGAAGACGAAGAGGAGGACGUGGCCAAUGAGUCAGACUCGUCCCCUCCCCAAAGUAAGGGCCGUGGAAGGUUUGAGAAGGGCAGAAACAAGCUGGGGUCUCACGGCCAGUCAGAAGAUGGAUGCUCUACCUCCUCCCAAGGUGCAGACGAGGAGCGGUCGUCACAUCGAGACCGGUCACCACUGAGGGCUAGCCCUGGAGAAAGCGGGCAGCGCUGUGGAUUCUGCCACGCAGGGGAUGAGGAGAACCAAACCAGGGGUGUGCUCCACACUGAUAAUGCAAAGAAGGUGGCAGCACACUACAGGUGUAUGCUGUUUUCAUCUGGGACCGUUCAGCUAACCACUACUUCACGCGCCGAGUUUGGAAAUUUCGAUGUCAAAACGGUCCUCCAGGAAAUUAAGAGAGGGAAAAGAAUGAAAUGUACGCUCUGCAGUCAGUUAGGCGCAACGAUCGGGUGUGAGAUCAAGGCAUGUGCGAAGACCUACCAUUAUCACUGCGGCCUGCAGGAUAAAGCCAAAUAUAUUGAAAAUAUGGCCCGUGGCAUCUACAAACUAUACUGCAAGAAUCACAGUGGCAACGAGGAAAGAGAUGAGGAAGACGAGGAGAGAGAGAAUCGCAGUCGAGAGCGUGCUGCAAAUGACCGUGCAGCAUCACUAACUGAGUCGCAACUAAACGGACACUAGGGUUAAAGAAGCGGUUCACAUAUUUAGGGCAGAAGAAGAGUUCAAAGAUGGGGCAAAAAAUUAUCUAUUUUUAAUUACUGAAUCUUGGCCAACAGAAAGUCCCCCAAAGAUUCUUCCAGGGGACGGACAUGUCAUGAGGAUAUGCAGCAGUUGUCUUCAUGAGACCUUCGUCAAGUUAAACAAUUUUCCUGCCCAUGGAUCGCCCCAUCAUUCCUUCUCUUGUAGUCUCGGUUUUGGGCAAAGUAAAGGCAUAUGUAAUUUUACCACAAAAUGAUAUUUGUUUGGACGGGUCUUUUGAUUGCCAUAUAUCCUGCCUAUUUGCCCCAUUGUUUACAUUUAACUUGCCUAGACAGACAUAUUCUUCCUAUAGCCUCGCUUCUGAUGGAUUCGCGUUUAAGAGGGUUGUACUUCUUAUUUUCUAUAUAUGAAGACGUGCGAUUUGAUUGAUCGUGUCUUAUGGUCUGGAAGCCCUUCUUUCUUUGUAUGUAACAUUUUGCUACUGUAUCAUCACCGUGAAUGAUUUCGAAUAUUUGAACUCAUACAGUCACAAUUAAAGUUUUUUGCCAGCAUGCACUUGUAUCUCUCCACUAUUAACUAUGGUAUUUUUUAUGUUUCUUUUUAA